AAAGACAAUUGGCGUGCAGAUCAUUUCCUUGUCAAGUUCAUUUGACAAAGCAGAGAAUUUCAGGUCUGAAUCUAGAUAAGAGAAGAAAAGAAGGAGAAUGAAGAAGAAGAAGACAUUUGUAUGUGAUGAAACAAUGAUCAUCACCAUUCCCAUUGGGAGUCUGAGGGACGCUGGAGAUGGUCAACUGAUGCCGGAGAACUUUCAGUGUGUGUACAAAGAUUCCUACAAGGUCUUUGCGAUCAGAGGGAAACCUAAACCUCUCGGAGCAGCCCAAGCCAUCGCUGGUGUGUUCAUUGUCACGCUCGGUCUGAUCUUUACUCAGACAGAUUACGUCAUCAAGAUCUACACUCUACCCAGUUUUCUGUUUGUGGUGUGUGGUGUGCUGUCCUAUGCAGCUGGACAAUAUCCAAACAUCCAUGUGACGAAGCUGUCAUUCUCUCUGAACAUCAUCAGCCUCUUCUGGUCAAUUGCGGCAGUUUGUAUCUGCUUGAUCCAUCUUCAUGUUCCACCAGGAUAUCGCAUGUCACAGGUCCAUGAAGGAAUCAAGGGACUGAUUUUGACUCUGCUGAUUGUUGAAAAGUUAAUCGCCCUUUUCUUGAUCUACUGGUUGAGUAAAGCUGUAUGCAGGCAACAUUUCAACACUUUGCCCAUCAUACUGCUGAAACAGGGAGACUGAGACUUGAUGGAGCUCAACAAGCCAAUGACCCACCGGCUAUUUACAUGGUACCUAUAAUUUCCUUAUUGUAUGCAGAGUGUAUAAAACCCUAUCAGUGUCAUAUACCCCUCAAUAUACAACUAUUCAUUUCAGAAGUAGUACAGUAUUUUGUUUGUGUACAUCUACCUGUUUAUUGCUGUUUAAUCAUUUUAUAACAGUAUAGACCAUUAAUAAAAAAAGAAGUAUUGGUGUUACCUUUGGUUUCUAAGUCCCGGAGAACAUUGUAUUGUCUCAACUCCUGGAAGUUUAGAUCAUAUUUUAAAACUCCUUGUAUUGUGAUCAUUGUUUGCUUUUAUUCUGUUCUCUGUGAAUCACUUUGUAUCUUUGUUUUGGGCAAAUAAAUAUGAUUAUUUUAUUUGUUAAUG
This is a messenger RNA of Sebastes umbrosus (honeycomb rockfish), 1080 nucleotides long. RefSeq lists its product as uncharacterized. The transcript has 6 exons. The coding region runs from base 98 to 676 and encodes 192 amino acids. NCBI's taxonomy places the organism in Eukaryota, Metazoa, Chordata, Actinopteri, Perciformes, Sebastidae. The record is from RefSeq and is a predicted model, not a curated record.